UAUCUGCUCCGAACAAAAAUAUAGAAAAAUGGCUAGUUUUACUAGAGUACGAGUGAAAGAAACCGAGUGGGUGAUUCCGGACAUUUAUGAGAUUGUUGGUCCCUUAGGAGGCUAUGGACAGGUGGCCAUUGCGAGAGUUCACGGCAGCUCUUAUCAUGUGGCCAUGAAAAAGCUGCUGCAACCGUUCGAGACAUCGGAGCAUGCCAAGCGGGUAUAUCGCGAGAUCCGUCUCCUCAAGCACAUGGACCAUGUCAACGUGAUCGGCCUGCUGGACACCUUCCAUCCGCCGUCGCCGAAUCCCAACCCAACAAUGGAUGACCUUCAGCAGGUGUAUCUGGUGACUCAUCUGAUGAGUGAGGACUUGCAUAGCUUUACGCGAAGAGCUGAGCUUAACAACUACGAGGUGAAGAUGAUCCUGUACAAGAUAUUAAGGGGUAUUAAGUACAUACAUAGCGCCGGAGUUUUGCACCGCGAUCUGAAGCCAGGGAACAUUGCCAUAAAUCAAAAUCUGGAGGUGCGCAUUCUGGAUUUCGGUAUGGCUAGGGUGUUGGCCCAAGAUAUGACCGAUUAUGUGGGAACAGUGUGGUACCGUGCGCCCGAGCUUCUAUUCUGCUGGAAACAAUACACAAAGGCUAUUGAUAUGUGGUCGGUGGGCUGCAUCCUGGCGGAACUUCUUAUGGGUCGUGCCCUCUUCCCUAGCACACAUUUUUUGAAUCAACUAGAACUCGUGCUCAACUUUAUGGGCGCCCCCUCUAAGGAGUUCAUAAACAGAAUCGAAGAUAAUAGUGCCCGACAAUACGUGGAACGUUACCCCUAUAGGGAAGUAUUAAGUUUUCGGCAGAGGUUUCCCCAUAUCGAUCCGGUGGCUGUCGACUUGUUGGAGAAAAUGCUGGAGAUGAUACCCGAUAGACGAAUUACGGCAGACGAGGCAAUGAACCAUCCUUAUCUUAGGGAUUUGAUUGAGGAGCACCACCACCUUGAAGAUAUCGCUCCGGCGUACGAUCAAAACUUUGAGAACAUGAACUUACCCAUAAAUUGCUGGAAGGAACUUAUUCUCAAUGAAAUUAAAAACUUCAGGCCGCCGGCAUUUUAUGCUUCAGCUUUGAACGAAUGGUACAGGUAGAGUUUGUAAAAUAUACAUUAUUGUCACAAAAAUCAAUUUAAAAUAAAAUGUAAUACAUUU
Drosophila serrata is the source of this 1183-nucleotide messenger RNA. RefSeq names its product putative mitogen-activated protein kinase 14C. Gene Ontology annotation, biological process: protein phosphorylation. Lineage: Eukaryota; Metazoa; Arthropoda; Insecta; Diptera; Drosophilidae. Gene Ontology annotation, molecular function: ATP binding; protein kinase activity. The record is from RefSeq and is a predicted model, not a curated record.